UUGUGCAAGCUAGUCUAGUCAUUAUCUUGUGACCGACUUCACUGCAGCCUUCUGUAUUCCUCUUCAAAUUAACCAUCAUCAGAAUGAAUAGGAAAGUUAUCAUUAUUGGAACGGUAGUCGUGGUCGUUCUUGUAAUCGCCAUUGCCGUACCCAUAGCAGUGUUGACAGGAAAGAAGAGUACUAGAGAUGAAUCAAGCCUUACACAGCGUGCUGCACAAGUGUUGGAAGAGACUCCACUUGUUGACGGGCAUAACGAUAUUCCAUGGCAACUGAGGAAGUAUUUCAUGAAUCAAAUGGAAAAUGUGACUUUAGACAAGAACAACCCAGAAUGGCACACUGAUAUCCCAAGGUUAAGAAAGGGCAAAGUUGGAGCGCAGUUUUGGUCAGCGUACGUUUCCUGUGCCAAUCAGUACAAGAACUCGGUACGCUUGUUCCUCGAGCAGAUUGACGUCAUCCACCGCAUGGUUGAUAAGUACCCGGGUACUUUUACUUUGGCCACCACUGCGCAGGACAUAAAAGAUGCGCACAAAGCCGGAAAGAUCGCCUCUUUGAUUGGAGUAGAAGGGGGUCAUGCAAUGGAUAGUAGUUUGGAUGCCCUUCGGAUGCUGUAUGAAUUGGGGGGUCGGUACAUGACGUUGACUCACAGCUGUCACACUCCUUGGGCCGACUCAUGUACCCCAGAGAAACCGGAACAUAAUGGUUUGACUCAAUUCGGAAAAGACGUGAUUAGAGAGAUGAAUCGGCUUGGGAUGUUUGUCGACAUAUCACAUGUUUCCGCCAAAGUCAUGCAUGAUGUUCUUAAUAUCACAGAAGCCCCAGUUAUUUUCAGUCACUCCUCCGCCUAUGCACUUUGCAAAAACCCGAGGAACGUUCCUGAUGAUGUCCUAGAAAAACUUCCCAGGAAUGGUGGAGUAGUUAUGGUGAACUUUUACAACGAUUAUGUCACUUGCAGAAAAGAUGCGACUCUCAGUGAUGUUGCAGAUCAUAUCGAUCACAUCAAGGAAGUCGCAGGAAUUGAUCAUGUUGGUCUCGGUGGUGAUUAUGAUGGCGUACCAAGAGUUCCGACAGGAUUGGAGGAUGUUUCAACUUAUCCUAAACUAGUAGAAGAACUCCUCCGGCGAGGAUACAGCAACGCAGAGGCCAGUAAAAUUGUGGGAGGAAACUUGAUCACUGCCAUGGAAAAAAUGGAAAAGGUCGCUGAGGGCAAAAAGGAGGUUCCUCCGUAUGAUAACUACAUUAGUGUCGACGAAUCUUGUCGACCAGCUCUUGAUGGACUGUGAACUUGAUGAAGAAAGGCUCAACCAAAUACCUCAAAGGCACCCAUAAAAUUUUACUUUUGACAACUUGCUUUUUUGGCUUCUCCGUUGAGAUCUUUGUAGUCCUAUGGUUUUUGUUCAGAUCGUUCUGAAAUUUUUGCUUCAUAAGUUUUUUACAGCUUAUAUAACUUUUCCUAGUUUUGAGGCUUCAUGGUAAAGCUCAAUCUACCAUAAGUGAUCGAAAACCUUGCGAUGAAUAAAUAAUUAUA
This is a messenger RNA of Pocillopora verrucosa, 1525 nucleotides long. RefSeq names its product dipeptidase 1-like. The record is from RefSeq and is a predicted model, not a curated record. NCBI's taxonomy places the organism in Eukaryota, Metazoa, Cnidaria, Anthozoa, Scleractinia, Pocilloporidae. Gene Ontology annotation, biological process: proteolysis. Gene Ontology annotation, molecular function: metallodipeptidase activity.